Molecule: messenger RNA, 2376 nt
Organism: Sinocyclocheilus anshuiensis
Lineage: Eukaryota; Metazoa; Chordata; Actinopteri; Cypriniformes; Cyprinidae
Product: PHD finger protein 23A-like
Exons: 5
Coding region: 703-1593 (296 amino acids)
Biological process (GO): negative regulation of autophagosome assembly; positive regulation of protein ubiquitination; negative regulation of autophagosome maturation
Cellular component (GO): nucleus
Source: RefSeq, a predicted model, not a curated record
AUAAAAACUGCGUUGUCUAUUUUGUCAGAUUUUGGAUUAUGUUUGACAAUCUGUCAUGCAUAUUCAUUACGUUCAUAUCAAUAUGCAUCACGCAGAAAAGUGGCGCUCUUUGCGUGGUUGCGUCACAGGGUGAUUCCUGUCGAGACCGCGCGUAGCCCAGACGUUCAAGACUUUGUUGAAUGCAGUUGCAAAAAGCUCGAUUUAGAUUUUUCGAUAUUCGAAAACUGCUAGCUAACUUGCUAUUUUUCAUCUUUGCCUCGCGUUUGUGGAUACAAUCAAGGUGUCAGCAGUUUUGUACGUUAGAUCUAAAGCCAUCAGCUUAAAUUCGCUGGUGAUCAACGAGGAUCGAAGACGAGACCACCACCAUCAUCAUCGAUAAUUGAGGUCUGGACGAAAUAAUACACGGUCCAGUUUAAUUUUAGCUGGACCAUGAUCUAAUCGUCGAAAAAUCUGGUCGUUUGCUUAGUAUUACAGUUUUGAUGACUAAACUACUCUGAGCAUAUGGCAUAACGUUACCUCCCUUCGGUUGUGCGGUAGCUUAUUAGUUAUCUGUUAAAUUCAAAAGCACCCGGACUCGCAUAUAUUUUCAACUGGAAGAAAUUUCGCUUUUCCUCAAAGUGACUCAAGAUCAUUAGCAGGAAAUCAAACAGCCAACACCAAGAACCACCCAACUUUGUGGUACUAACGUAACGUUACCCCACCAUGUUGGGUAUUGUGGAUCAUCACCAAGACACCGUCCGGAAUUGUAAAACGGAGGCUUUGCCUCCAGAGCGUAGGAAGAGGACCGUAGAGGAUUUCAAUAAGUUUUGCAGCUUUGUCCUGGCCUAUGCUGGGUACAUUCCACCUCAGAAAGAAGAGAGUUCAUGGUCUCCAUCUUCAUCUCCAUGUGCACACGAGCUUUCUGAGCUCUCGGGCGAAGGGUCCGUAAAGGAUAGCUGGACGGAUGCACACUCCAGCCUCGACAACAUUCACAGUUUGGUCCACAAAGCUGAGACCGACAGGAGCAGCACAGAGUUCAGCCAUCUUCAGUCGGAGAGCUCCUUAGACAAGAUGAGAUUGAACCAGAUGCAUCUGCAUAGUAAAGCUGAGCGGAAGAAGGUGAAGAAACUCGGACGCUUCUCUUUAGGAGGGCCGAGAAAAAGCAUCUCGGAGGCAAGAGCGCACAAACAAUCGAAAGCAGCACUAAAGAAAAUAAAGAGAUCGGUAAAGGCUGAGAGACACUUUCCAUCCACAAGCCCUUUGAACGAGGGGCUUCAAAAGGAGGAGGAGCUAACAGAACAGGCCAUACACAUGCAUGAGGCGGGGCUUAAACUGGAGUCCAAUCAAGAAACAGACCUGAGCUCUUGCGAAACGGACACAUUGGUGACUGAUGAGGAUAUUAUGGUAGAAUCUGGUGAUGAUUCAUGGGAUUUGAUUACGUGUUAUUGCGGGAAGCCUUUUGCCGGACGUCCCAUGAUUGAAUGUGACGAGUGCUCCAUAUGGGUCCAUCUCUCCUGCGCUAAGAUUAAGAAGUCCAAUGUACCUGAUAUUUUCUACUGCUACAGAUGCAGGGACUCUCGUGGGUCCACGGUUAAAAGAGACCACCGAGAAUGAAUGUAUGGGAGCAGAUCCUGUGUGUAUAUUUAAAUGAAUGAGACGUUCUCAUACCUGUGCUGUUUACCAUUCUGAUUACUCUUAAUUAGUUUCUGUUAAAUUAAAAAAGUUGAUUUAUAUGACUCCAUUUGUUCUCCUUCGUUCUGUUUUGAAAGGCUGCUCUUGGUUUUUCAGGUAUAAGGCAUACUAAAACUCAUGCACUUAUUUGCAUUAAUAUACGUCAAGAUGGAUGAAUCUCACAAAACCAGUCAAGGCAAAUUGACCGUAUUUUAGGACAAUUAAGAUUUUGUUAAGCACAGGUGUCGCACUAAACCAACACACCUUAUUUGGGUCAUGGAGCACUGUAUGAAAGACUUAAUAAGUGCAAAUAGGAGUGGUAGAUAAGGAACACCUCCAGCUCAGAUCUUUACAACUCUCAAACGCUGUUCAAAUCAAUGUAAUUGUUUUUUCUAAGUAACGUUUUCAGCCUUGUGAUGAAUAUCCUCACUUUUAUUGUUACAGGAUGUUCUCAGAUUAACCUUUGACCAUUGUAAAGCAGAUAUCGUCAGCGUAUUUAGAAAGUUUUACGGCUUGAUUUGUGUUAUUUGUGUAUUCUGUCAAAAACAAUGGUAGAAUCGAGUUUUUGAUUUUAAGACUGAAAACAGAUUUCUCUUAUUUUGUUCAUGUGUCCUGCAUCCCAGUGUAAAUAGUACAUGUAUGUACAGGUGUAUAUGUUUGAAAGAUGACGAAAUGCUAUAUUUUUCUGACCAUUUACAGCAGUGAAUUCUAAAAAAUAAAUGUUCU